Messenger RNA from Annulohypoxylon truncatum, 2318 nucleotides. Its product is annotated as putative actin cytoskeleton organization protein. The coding region runs from base 55 to 2166 and encodes 703 amino acids. Lineage: Eukaryota; Fungi; Ascomycota; Sordariomycetes; Xylariales; Hypoxylaceae. The transcript has 2 exons. The record is from RefSeq and is a predicted model, not a curated record.
UUCAAGCUUAUCUCAAAACAAUCACUUCUUUCCAUCGUGGAACACUAGAACAAGAUGGAUGAGACACCUAUCGACCUUACCUCCAACCGUGAGGAGAUGGCCAAGUUGAACAGUGUCGAACAAACGCAGCUCAUCCUUGCGCGAUUAAUGGAAGGGGGCCAAGAAGACGACGAUACUUGUCGAGAACUGGAUCGCCUCACCAAGCUCUUAAACAAUGAUAUCGAAUCUAAGACUAAGGAGCAGUCUAUCUGUGAUGUCAUUGACGAUGUAUGUCUUGAUACUAUACUCGGCUAUCUCGACAUGCGACAAGCCGAUCUGGUUCGAGCCCAUGGAAUCUUGACCACUUCUGCUUAUCUAAAAGCAGCCGGAGACAAAGGGAACGAGGCUCUACGCAACUUCUUCUUCGACCGAGUCAAGAGAGGCACAUAUGACGAUUAUAUCGUUGCUUUCUGUGUCGCCGCCGCCGUCUUUCCCAUCGUCCCCGAUGUUAUGGCUGACAUAUUCCUCAGCGAAGGCUUUUUGCCAAGCCUCGACCCCUUGAUGCGAAGAAAAUGGAAGAGUAGAAAGGUCGAGACGGCAUGUCUGGAAAUGCUUAAUGCUGCCUCUAUGAACUCGCAGUGCCGUGAGGCUAUUCGAAAAUACUGCACUGACUGGCUAGAAGAAGUCGUUGACCAGGAUCUUAACGAGCUAACUAAUUCCAUCCACUCGGCGGACCCCGAUGUUCAUGUUACGGAAGGUUCAAUCGCCAUGAGGAGGCAUUCCGAGACAGUCCAGAACUUGGCCGCGGUCAUUCUAGCAAAAUUGAGGGCAGUGCCCUCGUCGGCGCAACAAACGACGGAAGGAUCCGAUGAGAGAAUACAACAAGCGAAUACUAGUAUCGAGGAUCUCUCCAAGAUGUUUAGUUCGAUGAUACUAAAAGACUCGGAUAACGACAAGCGACUUUCGGUGGAGGGUUUGGCAUACGCUACUAUCCAACCCGCAGUUAAAGAGGAGGUUGCGGGCAACAAGGAGCUCCUAAAGACUCUUGUGAAAAUCCUAGGUGAUGCGCCUGCAAAGUCGCCACUUACGUACGGAGCUCUGAGUGUUUUUAUGAAUCUUACCCGCUACCAACCAACACAAUCCGAGGAAGAGAAGAAAAUGUCACAAUUAAAGGCUUAUGCUAACGCAUCCGGAAAGCUGGGACCGUCGAACCCCCUUAAUGACGAUGAUCACGUUUCGCAGCGAUGUAAACGAGUUUUUGAAGCAGGCAUUGUGCCUGUCUUGGUAACCCACAGUCGCCAUGGUUCUGUUGCGUCGCUGAAUCUAAUCGUAUCUAUUAUCUCUGCGCUGUCGGUCACAACUAGUUUACGAGGUCAACUUGCCCAGCAGGGGGCAGUGAAUCUUCUCAUUGCCGCCUGCACUGCUUUACCUGACUCUGAAUCGCAGACGAAACGCACUUCCGCUCAAGCACUUGCUCGUAUUUUAAUCAGCACAGAUCCUUCUCUUGUUUUUGGCGGAACACGCGCGCGUCCGAUGAACACAGCUAUCAGACCUCUCAUUUACAUACUAUCCCCCGAUCCUGCAGCCGAAACCCGAGAUCUCUUACCAACAUUCGAGGCCUUAAUGGCGCUCACCAAUCUCGCUUCGACGGAUGACGAUACGCGAGCAACCAUUAUCCGUAACGCGUGGUCCGAGAUCGAGGAGCAGUUAUUAUCCUCUAAUCACAUGGUCUCCAAAGCUGCUGUGGAAUUAGUAUGCAACUUAGUGCAAUGCGUCGAGGGUAUUGCUCUAUACGCGGCGGACGAUGUGCAAGCCGCAAACCGGUUGCAUAUUCUCCUUGCUCUAGCGGAUGCUGAGGAUGAGGGGACUCGAAGCGCUGCUGGUGGAGCGCUAGCGUCUCUAACAUCAUUUGAAGCUGUCGUAACGGGUAUCGUGAAGAGAAAGCGUGGGGUUGAGGUAGUCUUAGGUUUAUGCAGCGAGAAAAGCGAGGACCUACGUCAUCGAGGCGUAUUUGUCGUCUACAACAUGGUAGCAUGCGAAGGAGAACCAGGAAAGUUGGCGAGAAAGGCGAUACGUGAGAAGAAUGGAGUUGAGGUACUAAAAGAAUGUGCUAAGAGCAGCAGAAGGGCUGAGGUUGUCGAGGUCACGAUCCAAGCUCUAAAGGUUUUGCUUGAGCAACAAGAUUAAGAUUGAUUAGAUUGCUUUUCAAGGAACAGAGGAGUUACGCCGAGAUGGCUAAUACGUUACAAAUUCUGGUAAUGAGACCUUAAGAGAGAGUACUUCAUUUAUUUGUCGUGGAGUCAAGAUAUAAAAUAUUCCCCAACACCAAACUUCGCAGU